Chelmon rostratus (copperband butterflyfish) is the source of this 2403-nucleotide messenger RNA. It is a transcript of the gene pdzph1, whose product is annotated as PDZ and pleckstrin homology domains 1. Lineage: Eukaryota; Metazoa; Chordata; Actinopteri; Chaetodontiformes; Chaetodontidae. The transcript has 11 exons. Gene Ontology annotation, molecular function: protein binding. The coding region runs from base 29 to 1597 and encodes 522 amino acids. The record is from RefSeq and is a predicted model, not a curated record.
GGACUCGGCAUCGUCUCCCGGCAGCCGUAUGGAAAAACAAGUUACACAAGAGGUUCAGUCCGAACCAUUUGGUGAAAAAACUGGAAAUCCCAGCCCCCCUGUGUCGCUGAUGAUGGAGGAGACGGAUGGUGUGCACACAGAGGAUUCAGACAAACCUGCAGUCGCUGCAUCAUGUCCCGCUGGAGGUUCGACGGACACAGAAAUCCACACGAAAGAGCAGCUCAGUAAAACCGACAAGACAGACAAACAGCCUGUAUCCAGAUCUUCUUUAGACGCCAAAGAGCACCUGAGGCCUGUGGUCCAUAAAGACUCAGACGGCGGCAGCGCGGACCACUGGGCUAAGAGGCGAAAGCUCUUCAAGGAGAGCAAGCAGUGGAGCUCGGCCGGAGGGAGCUCACUGACCAGCGACAUCACAGAGGAGUCAGUGUCAGAGGAUGCCAUGGACAUGACUAUUCAAGACAAUGAAGACAGAGGCUUUUACACUGAGACUUUCCACUCUUCAGCGUGGAUUUACCAGGGAGACGAUGCAGGCUCAGGGGCCAUUCCUCCCAGCCUCAACACCAGAGCUCGGGCUGUCUCAAUUCGUGAGAGGACUGUCAGGAUCAGCAAAGGCACGGGGGAGUAUCCUUGGGGCUUUCGAAUACAGUUUUCUAAACCCAUUGUGGUCACAGAGGUCGACACAAAUGGGGCUGCUGAGGAAGCAGGGCUGAUGGUGGGAGACUACGUCCUAGCUGUCAAUGGAACCGAUGUCACCAGCAUUCCUCAUUCUGAGGCUGCCGAUCUGGCCCGGCAAGGUCCAGAUCUUCUGACAUUGACCAUUGGGUCAGACAUUGCUCGUGGUCCUAACACCCCCAGACCAGCAUGUCGAGGCUAUCUCCACAAGCGCACCCAGUCUGGUCUGAUUAAAGGCUGGAGGAAGAGGUGGUUCGUACUCACUCAUGACUGCUACCUUUACUACUACAGACACAAACGGGAUGAAGGCAAGAGGCGGGCUUUGUCAGCAGUGAAGCUGGAGGGGGCUGAGGUGGGUCCGGAUACUUCCCUGGGAAAACCCUUUGUGUUCAAGUGCCGUCCUCAGGCCGGCACCCGAGUGUACUUCUUCUGUGCCACCUCCAACCAGGAGAUGAAAAGGUGGCUGGAGGCGAUGGAGAAAGCUAUUCACCCCAUCACACAGAACCACGUGUGGGUGGAUGUCACCAGACACAACUCUAAUCUGCCCCCGCUGGCUGUGAAGAACCCGGAGUGUCUCGGAUUGCUUCAUAAAAUGGACAAAAGCAAGGACAUGUGGGUGCAGCACUACUGCAUUCUGAAGGACGGCUGCCUCUCUUUGUACAGCAGCAUCCGCGCCACACAUGCACAUGGUGGGAUCUACCUUCAGGGGUACGCAGUGCGGGAGCAGCCCUAUGGAUCCAAGAAAUCCACCAUCGAGCUGAAACCUCCGUCUGACGAGUUCAAGACUUUCUACCUCUGUGCUGAAAAUCCUAAUGAGAAUAAACGAUGGAUCACAGCUAUCAAAGCUUCAAUAAAGAAGUGGCUGCCUUUGCACCAGGCCCUUCAGGACUACAUGAAUCGACCACCAGAGGAGACCAGAAUGUGAGACGGUGCGUUCACAGUGUAGCGACAGCAGCCUGACUCAGCCUGCGGACCGCUGGAUGGACUUCCUGUUUGCAGACACUGUGACCCCUGUGCCACCUGUCAGUCAUAGAGGAUCAUUUCACUCAGGAAAAUCCUGCUGUUAGUCACAAUUAUGUCACAGUUUGUAGCUCCCUCAUAUGUACAGCUCAUACAGCUCAAGGGUGAAACGGUAAACUGAAACUUACUACUUUAUGUUUUGCAUUUCACAAUUUUUAAGUCAAGCGCUUCCAUUUGAAUUUUCAGUUGUAAAUGUAUCUAUGACCAAAUAACCUUCUUUUUCUUUUCCAGUUCUUUCUUUGAUAAGUUAUUCUUCAGCAACACCUACUAGCACUUUACCCAAACAGUGAGAAGGUCCUGGACUGUUUGGGACAUUUGGGAAUGUGCCAUAAGGCUUUAAAACUGAACUUCACAAAGACGCUUCUCAUGGUCCUGUUGUUCUUUCAGAGGUCAUGAAAGAAGCUUUACUCCGUUCACUGUGCUGCAUCGCUUCUAAUAUGUAACCAAAGACAUUUAGAUUUAGAAAAUCACCGAUUCUGAGAUUGAGACCAACAAUAAUGACGAUACGGAAGAUGUUGAUCACAUCAGCUCGUUCACUCAUCGCCCUCUAACCAGCACCCAUGUCGGUCUCCCUGCAUGUUAUUUCAAAGCAUCUCAUACAAGCUGUGUUGGGAAUUUUCUUUUGACAGAUUUCAGUGUGCGGUAUGAAAUACUGGCAUUUCUAUGCUUUUAUACUGAUUCUAUGUGACUGUGUUUACACUGUAAACUCAC